AAUUCUUGGUUUCAUAAAAAAAAACAAGAAAUGCGAUGAAUUUGAAUUUGACCAUGUAAACAGGAACAACAACACAUGACCAGUUUCUGAUUCAGAAUCAUCACAAUGUUGGGCGAUGAUAAAGAUUCAGACGACCUUAAUUUAUUUCUCAACGCCAUUGGUGAAACUGGAGAUGAACAAGGUCCAACGAGAAUCUCCACGUCUUUCAAUGAUAUAGACUUCUUGACAUUCGACGAUGAUGAUUUACAUAAUCCAUUUCAAGAUUGUGAUUCAAGUCCAAUCAAUGAACCUUCUAGGGUUUAUGUUGCACCAAGGGUGAUGAUAAGUCAUCAAGAUUCGUUUUCUGAAGAUUCAAGAAUCGAUGUUAUUGAAGAUGCUAGGAUUUUGCCUGCUUCGCCUCGUCUUAGAGUUCCUGCUUCUCCUCGAGCUUUUGUGUAUCCAAGAUCUGUUGAAUCGCCUCGUUUUGGUUCUCCGAGAUCUGUUGAAUCACCUAGUUUCGGGUCUCCGAUUGGUGUUAUCGAUACAGCUUCGCCUUUCGAAUCGGUUAAAGAAGCAGUUUCUAAGUUUGGUGGGAUCACAGAUUGGAAAGCUCAUAAGAUUCAAACAAUUGAGAGACGGAAGAUGGUAGAUGAAGAGCUUGAGAAGAUACAAGAAGCAAUGCCUGAGUACAAGAGAGAAGCUGAGUUAGCGGAAGAGGCGAAACACGAUGCGUUAAAGGAGUUAGAAAACACAAAGGGCCUUAUUGAGGAGCUAAAACUCGAGUUGGAGAAAGCGGAAAAGGAAGAGCAACAAGCAAAACAGGACUCGGAACUUGCGCAGAUGCGUGUGGAAGAGAUGGAGCGAGGUGUAGCUAAUGAGGUAAGUGUUGCUGUCAAAGCGCAGCUCGAGGUAGCUAAAGCGAGGCAAGUCUCGGCUACUUGUGAGCUACGGUCUGUGAGAGAAGAGAUUGAAAUGGUUAGUAAUGAAUAUGAAAAUAUGUUGAGGGAAAAAGAUUUAGCUAAGGAGAGAGCUGAUAUUGCUGUUAUGGAAGCUAAAGAGAUUGAGAGGACUAUGGAUGGUUUGAGUAUAGAGUUGAUUGCCACCAAGGAGUUGUUGGAAUCUGUGCACACGGCUCAUCUCGAAGCGGAAGAGAAGAGAUUCAGUGUAGCAAUGGCUCGGGACCAAGAUGUUUAUAAUUGGGAAAAGGAAUUGAAGAUGGUGGAAAAUGAUAUCGAGAGGCUUAACCAAGAAGUUCGUGCGGCUGAUGAUGUGAAAGCUAAGCUAGAGACUGCUUCUGCUCUUCAGCAUGAUUUGAAAACCGAAUUAGCGGCUUUCACGGAAAAUGCAAGCGGUAAUCUGUUGAUGGAAAAGAAGAGUAAUAAUGACAUUCAUGCUGCGGUUGAUUCUGCGAGAAGAGAGCUCGAAGAAGUCAAAGCCAACAUUGAAAAAGCAGCUUCAGAGGUGAAAACAUUGAAGAUAAUUGCUGGCUCAUUACAGUCCGAGCUUGGAAGAGAGAGACAGGAUCUAGCAGAAACUAAGCAGAGAAGAAGUGCGGGUUCGGUUCAGACAAAGGGUAAAGAAUCAAGAGAGGAUUUAGAGGAUACAGCAAAGAAGUUGGAGCAGGCGACGAAAGAGGCAGAGGAUGCAAAGGCAUUUGCUACAGCUGCUAGAGACGAGCUUAGAAUGGCGAAGGAAUUGUCUGAGCAAGCGAAAAGUGGAAUGUCUACGAUAGAGAGUCGGUUAGUAGAGGCGAAAAAGGAAAUGGAGGCUGCUAGGGCUUCAGAGAAGUUGGCCUUGGCUGCUAUAAAAGCUUUACAAGAGACUGAAUCUUCUCAGAGAUUCGAGGAGAUUAAUAAUUCACCAAGAAGCAUCAUAAUCUCUGUAGAGGAAUACUACGAGCUAAGCAAGCAGGCACACGAGUCCGAGGAGGAGGCAAACACAAGGUUAUCAGAGAUUGUCUCCCAAAUAGAGGUGGCUAAAGAGGAAGAGUCAAGAAUCUUGGAGAAACUAGAGGAAGUUAAUAGAGAAAUGAGCCUAAGAAAAGAAGAGCUUAAACAGGCUAAUGGAAAAGCCGAGAAGGCUAGAGACGGGAAGUUGGGUAUGGAGCAAGAGUUGAGAAAAUGGAGGUCGGAAAAUGGGAAAAGGAGAACAGACGAAAGCAGGGAGCCUGAGAAAAGCCCGACGAGGUCAAGCACCGAGGGGAGAAACAAGGAGAAUGGAUUCGGGCAGUCGAAAUCGUUUGCAUUUGGUGAUCAAGGAAGCAGCAGCAACUACACUGGAGGAGACUCCUGAAGAUAAGUUUUGAUUUUACAAUGUAUGAUUAUGUUAAUUUCACUUAUAGGAAAUAAAGGUAUUGAUUGAUA
Arabidopsis arenosa is the source of this 2342-nucleotide messenger RNA. The record is from the annotation of a GenBank genome assembly. NCBI's taxonomy places the organism in Eukaryota, Viridiplantae, Streptophyta, Magnoliopsida, Brassicales, Brassicaceae.